AUGCGGCUGAGCCCCGCCAAGAGAAACGCACAGGAGGCCACGACAGGGGGAAUUUCUGUGGUGUUGGUUUUGCGUAUCCGACCGAGACACUGCGGGGUUGAAAUUCUAGAACGCUGGAGAUCGCAGAUCGGAGGUGGGAGGUGGGAGGUGGGAGUCGCAGAGUCGCAGGGUCGCCAGAAAGGGCUAUAUAACGGAGACGUCGGGGAUAUAUUGAAACAGCGCGGUUUGGAAAUGAAGAAAUACGGAAGAAGUGGAAACAAAACCGAAGAUCGACGGAUCGUCAACGGCGCCAUUAACUAUUGA
Molecule: messenger RNA, 303 nt
Organism: Penicillium nucicola
Lineage: Eukaryota; Fungi; Ascomycota; Eurotiomycetes; Eurotiales; Aspergillaceae
Exons: 2
Coding region: 1-303 (100 amino acids)
Source: RefSeq, a predicted model, not a curated record